Siniperca chuatsi (mandarin fish) is the source of this 3852-nucleotide messenger RNA. It is a transcript of the gene dars2, whose product is annotated as aspartyl-tRNA synthetase 2, mitochondrial. The coding region runs from base 436 to 2433 and encodes 665 amino acids. The transcript has 17 exons. Gene Ontology annotation, cellular component: mitochondrion; cytoplasm. The record is from RefSeq and is a predicted model, not a curated record. NCBI's taxonomy places the organism in Eukaryota, Metazoa, Chordata, Actinopteri, Centrarchiformes, Sinipercidae. Gene Ontology annotation, biological process: aspartyl-tRNA aminoacylation. Gene Ontology annotation, molecular function: nucleic acid binding; aspartate-tRNA ligase activity; ATP binding.
CAAAAACAAAAAAACAAUAACUCUGGUCUAAAGACAGCAUGACGUCACAUCCGUUAGGUAUCGCAGAGUCCUCCAUGCCGGAGUCACGUCACUGGUCCCGUGUGAAACGCGGUGGCGGUAAUGCGCCAAUAAGCUGGAUGCCAACCGCCGGAAAACAAGAAGAAGAAGAAGAAGAAGAAGAAAGAAUUAUUUUUAUUAUUAUAGUAUAACGCUCCUCCACGUGAGCAGAGAGCAGCAGCCGAAGAGACAGGGAGGUUUCGUAUCCGACCCAGUCGUCCUGUGCCGGGCUGUAGAGUCCGCUUCUCGGUGUUAGCACUCGCUUGUUGAGUAAUGGUGUCAGUGUGUAAUGUGCUUCAUUCAAACAGCAAGACCUGCUGACUGACAGCCUUAAAUGACGUUAAAGCAGCCGAGAGCCUCACUCCGGGUCGAUAGAAAAUGGCAUCCAGAAGCAGCGCGGUGCUGCAGAGAGUGCUCCGGGGACUCCGGGGACUCCGGGCUCACACUGGGUGCUCUCACAGCUCAGCGUCGACCUCAAGUCAAGGACGCCUGCUGGGGAAAGCUCAACUCAGACAUCUGAGCUGCUCAUCCAGACUCUACAAGUCCGCUUCUCCCACUACAGGUGCCAGCAGUCUGUCAUUCAGGAGUCACACCUGUGGAGAGCUGAGAUCAGACCACGUGGGAGAGAAAGUCACACUGUGCGGCUGGGUCCAGUACCUCAGGCAAGACCUGUUUGUCAUCCUGCGAGAUUUCAGCGGCUUGACACAAGUUCUGAUUCCUCAGGAAGAAUCUGUGAGUAAUCUGAAAGCAGCGCUGUGUGAUCUGACAGCCGAGUCUGUAGUCAAGGUUACAGGAACAGUCAGACGACGACCAGCGGGACAGGAGAACAAGGGGAUGCCAACAGGAGAAAUAGAAAUCCUGGCUGAGAGCGCGGAGGUUUUCAACGUGUGCCGGAAGUUGCCUUUUGAAAUUAAAGACUUUGUGAAAAAAUCCGAGUCUUUGCGGAUGCAGUAUCGCUACCUGGACCUGAGGUCCUCUCAGAUGCAGAAGAACCUCAGACUGAGAUCUCAGCUGGUGAUGAAGAUGAGAGAAUACCUCUGUAACGUGCACGGUUUUGUCGAUGUGGAAACUCCUACGUUGUUUAAAAGAACACCGGGGGGAGCUAAAGAGUUUGUGGUUCCAUCCAGAGAGGCGGGCCGGUUUUACUCUCUACCCCAGAGUCCACAGCAGUUCAAACAGCUUCUAAUGGUGGCUGGUAUAGACAGGUACUUCCAGAUGGCGCGGUGCUACCGAGAUGAAGGCUCCAAACCAGACCGGCAGCCUGAGUUCACCCAGGUAGACAUAGAAAUGUCUUUUGUGGACCAGAGAGGUGUCAUGUCCCUGGUGGAGGGUUUGUUACAGUACUCCUGGCCUGCAGAGAAAGGUCCCAUUAAGGUUCCUUUCCAAACCAUGACAUAUGAGGAGGCCAUGAGGGACUACGGUGUGGACAAGCCUGAUACCAGAUUCAGUAUGAAGCUGACCGACCUCAGGCAGGUUUUCCUCUCCACGGAAAUUGAAUUCCUCAGAUCAGCUCUCAGCCAACCAGGAGGCUCUAUUCAGGCCAUCUGUGUCCCCAGUGGAGCAAAACUAUUUGCUCGGAAAGAUUUGGAAGAACUGAAACAAACCGCUAAGACUCAGUUUGGCCAGGAGCUCAGCGUGGUGCUGGUCAAAGCAGACGGGACAUUGAAGUCUCCCCAGAAGAAGCUGCUGUCUGUCUCAGCCACAGAGGAGCUGCUGCAGAGGACUGGAGCCCAACCAGGAGACCUGCUGCUGAUGGCAGCCGGUUCCCUCCACACUGUGCGCCCGCUGCUGGGAAAUCUUCGCCUCCAGUGCGCAGAGCUCCUGGAGACUCGCAGCGUUUCAGUCCGCGACCCUUCAGCCUUCCACUUCCUGUGGGUUGUGGACUUCCCUCUCUUCUUGCCCAAAGAAGAGAAGCCGGAGCAGCUGGAGUCAGCCCAUCAUCCAUUUACUGCUCCACUGCCAGAGGACACGCAGUUACUCUACACAGAGCCACACAAGGUACGUGGUCAGCACUAUGACCUGGUGCUGAAUGGCUGUGAGAUUGGAGGGGGCUCCAUCCGCAUCCACAAAGCCUCAGAACAGCUUCAUGUCCUGAAGAAUAUUCUCAAGGAGGAUCCCAGUCUACUCUCUCACCUGCUGGAGGCUCUGGACUCAGGAGCACCACCACAUGGAGGUAUUGCUCUGGGUUUGGACCGGCUGGUCUCCAUCAUGGUUGGGGCUCCCAGCAUCCGUGAUGUCAUUGCCUUCCCCAAGUCAUUCCGGGGUCACGACCUCAUGAGCUGCGCCCCUGACUUGGUAUCUGAGGAGGAGCUGAAGUCUUACCACAUCUCUGUCAAAUGGCCAACAGAGCGAGGAGGAGGAGAAGAGGGGAAGUGAGGAGGUAAAGAAGGAAGAGAUAAAGAGACAUCAGAGGAAUCUGUAACCCACACAACAGACGAAAAGAUUUUGUGGACGAGGAGACGAGAUGAGCAGGUGUAGAGACUGGAGUCUAUGAAGAUGUCUGCCAGCUGGCCGGCAGACAUGAGGAGGAGGAGGAGAGAAAAGGAGGAGGAGGUGUUGUGGCUGCAUAUCAGUUCUGUUACUUUGAAAUGGAAGAGAAAAGUCUGAAACAUGGACUGGUUAGACUACCAAGUCUCACUGAAAAUGAACGACACUUGAGGUUUGUGUGCGUUUGGCAGCGUUUACCUCAGCAUUAACAUCCACAUUAACACCAUCUUCCCCACCUGCUCCACUCUGCUGGACCGGCUCCGUCCGUCUCUCUCCACCGGUUGUGGUGCCGUGUGUACCUCGUGUAUGUUUUGUGCCUCUUUGCUUUGUCCUUUUUUAUUUACCAAGAAUGUGUUUAUUGUCUCCUAAUGCAUUAUUAGAUAAAUGCUAAAGAUUAGAAUAUCAUAAUUUUAUGAGUAAUAUUUUGAGUAACAGUAACUGUUUUUCUCAGGUGGAGUUGGCUAAAGUAAAUAUUUUGUAAUCAAGAUCACUAUGUUAUUUAAUUUCUGAGCUUAGUGAUUUCAUAGAAAUCCCACCUCUGACCUGCUCCUGAGUUCUCUUUCCCUGGGCUGCGUCUGGAGGCUCAGUACCAGGAUCAGUCCGGGACCUGACUGCGGAAUCAGCUGCUGCCUUAUAAAUCAGGCGCUGAACACACGCAGAUUGCGACUGCAGACUCAAUGAAAACCGCAGCACAAAUUUACGCAAUGCAAUUUUCUUAGUGAAUCUGGCCCUCAGGACACUGUGUCAACAGCACGACAUAUAGGCAGAUAUAACAUGUCACACAAUAAAUAAUAAUCACAAUAUCCCUAGGUAGACUGCAUGUAUCACAUUGCAAGAUGCUGGAAUUAGAAAUUAAGAGGCAGAAUUCAGAGUCCUUAUUGCAGCAGGCGACAAGCUGAUGCCUCCUGCUGCAUCAGCAGAUAUUGUUUAGAUAUUUAAUGAAAGGAAAAGACCUCACCAUUUGACAGCAAAAUGUUUUACAGGACCUUUGAGGUGUUGAAUGUUAUUGAUAACAAAACUGCUCCUGCUCAAACAUGCUUUGUCCUUUUUUCUGUCCUCACAAUGGCUAAAAAAACAUCUUUUUCUUUUAUUAUUUAAAUCUUUGACAAUAGAAAUCACGUACAAACAAAGAAGUCAUUAUUACAGACAAAACGACAUCAGAGCCAGGGGAAUCUUUUGAGUGAAAACAAACAAAGAACACAAAUAAAUGUUUUUUUUGCAGCUUUAUGUUUUUAGUUAAAAUUGUUGAAGUUGAAUUUGGAUUUAUGAAUAUGAUACUUUGCUAAAAUAAACAUCAAAUUAAUUAUA